This is a messenger RNA of Hibiscus syriacus, 2363 nucleotides long. RefSeq lists its product as uncharacterized. Gene Ontology annotation, cellular component: transcription factor TFIIIC complex. Gene Ontology annotation, biological process: transcription initiation at RNA polymerase III promoter. The record is from RefSeq and is a predicted model, not a curated record. Bases 20 to 2362 code for a protein of 780 amino acids. Gene Ontology annotation, molecular function: protein binding; histone acetyltransferase activity. The transcript has 17 exons. NCBI's taxonomy places the organism in Eukaryota, Viridiplantae, Streptophyta, Magnoliopsida, Malvales, Malvaceae.
AACCUUCAAGAUCACAUCAAUGGCUUCGCGUUUCCAGGCGAUAACACUGGUGGAUUCACCAUCGUACCCUAACUCCAUCGCCUGGUCCGACGAGAACCUGAUUGCCGUUGCAUCCGGUCACCUCGUUACUGUUCUGAAUCCGGCAUUGCCCUUUGGACCUCGAGGCCUGAUCAGUAUUUCCAAGAGUGAACCUUACUCCAUUGGGGUUGUAAAAAGAGAAGAUCUAGCAUCUGGCUGUUUGUUACCGACUACUUUAAGUCGGGAUUCUCGUCCUUCUGUUCGGUCAAUUUCUUGGUCUCAUCUUGGAAUGGCUCCUAACUCUGGGUGCUUGCUGGCUGUUUGCACCACAGAAGGGCGUGUAAAGCUCUAUCGUCCUCCCUUUUGUGAUUUCUGUGCUGAUUGGAUAGAGGUUUUGGAUAUAACUGAUAGGCUUUAUGAUUAUCUUGCAAGUAUUAGUUUUGAGGAUCCAGAUAUUCCUCCCUCAGAAAUUUCUAGUGUAAGUCCUUUCUUGUAUAGUAGAUCCAUGGAAUCUGAAGGGCGAAAAAGUUCACAUCAGCCAGUUCCUGCUAUCCAAACUAGAGGGAGACCCGACAAGCAAAUACCUGAAGUUUGUAGCCUACCUUUGAUAACUGCAGAUCAAUAUGCUUCACGUAGUGCAAUGCUAUCAUCACUUGUUGUUGCCUGGUCUCCUCUGCUUAAAUUAUCAUUUGAAAUUUGUGGGGCUCCUGAAAAUAAAUCAUCCAACUGCUUCUCUCUUCUAGCGGUUGGUUCAAAGCCUGGUAAAAUUUCAUUAUGGAGAAUUACUUCACCUCAAUACUACUCAGUUGAGCGAAGUAUGACCCCUACUAUGGUGGAGCUCAUUGGGAUCCUUAUGGCACACAGUUCCUGGGUCACCGCUAUAAGUUGGGCCUUGCUUGCUUCUGAAUCUUCUAGUCAUCAAGUUUUAUUAGCUACUGGGAGUUCUGACGGGAGUGUAAGGAUAUGGGUAGGCCAUUCAGAGGAAAUUAUGAAGUCCACUGAAGUUAAUAAUGCUCCAUUUUAUCCAUUGAAGGAGAUUACAAAUAUUUAUGCUGUCCCAGUCUCGGUGCUUUCACUUAUGCCCUCUCAGUCGCUUCAUAAAAUGCUCUUGGCGGUGGGCAGAACAUCUGGAGCUUUUGAAGUAUGGAUAGGAGACACAUCCGUGAAAAAGUUCAAUAAAGUUGGACAAUAUGAUGCCCAUGACCAAGUUGUUACUGGAUUAGCUUGGGCUUUUGAUGGAUCUUCCUUGUACAGCUGCAGCCAGGAUAAUUUUGUUCGUAGCUGGAAUUUACAUGGGAGUUCCCUGAGUGAAGUGCCUAUUCCUUCAAGUUCUCCUGGGAUGAGGAGCUUCAGUGAUAUACCGGAUGUGUUUAUUUCAUGCCUUGGACUGGUGGUGUCACCAAGUAAUCUUGCAGUUGCUAUGGUUCGCGGUUUUGAUGUUAAUCAAUUGGACCCAAUGUAUGAGGCGAGGCUUCAGAAGGCUGUCGUUGAAUUCUUUUGGAUCGGUGGGCAACAAAAGGAAAUUUUGUCAAGUACUUCCCUGGAGUUUGACAUUGAAGCCUUCCCUGGUUUUACUGAAAAAGGACUGGUUUAUUGGGAGUCCACUAUUUUGUGGUCCAUUAUUUGCAGACGGGUAAUACUGUCAGAGCUGAAGACGGAUGAAAUAAAUAACGACUCGUUAAACUUAGGAGUAGAUGAUGCUAAUUUUGCUCAAGAUAAGCUACUUAACUUAUGGAUGGAGUUACUUUCGAGCAGUGAAAGAGAACUACGAGAGAGGCUUGUAGGUUUAAGUUUUUCCACCUAUAAACAUCUUGCAUCCAGUUCAUCCGCCUCUGAGCCUGGACACUGGUAUCCUCUUGGUAUAGCACAAAUGGAGCAGUGGGCUGCCAUGAAUAAUUGCCAUGUACACAAGCAAAAAAAAGGCGUGGCAACAAAGAUUAAAACCUAUAAAAGGCAGACAUUCUUGAUCAUAUUUGAAGAAAGAAUGUCACGGUGGAGAAAAAGUGAAGAAGAAGAUAAGGAGCGAUGUAGCUAUUGUUCGGCAUUGGUUCCUUUUGAUUCCCCGGAAGUUGCCUUGUGUAGGGGUUUGGAGAGCAAUGAUAGCAAUGGUCAGAAGCAUAAGUUAGCAAGGUGUGCUGUUUCCAUGCAGGUUUGCCCUAUCACUACCCCAUUAUGGCAAUGUAAGUGUUGUGAGAGAUGGAUUUCCAAUCUUGCACCGGAGUCGUUUUUUAUGAUGCCGUCCCCGUCUUCUAUAAAGGUAGUCUCGAAACCGCUAUGCCCCCUUUGUGGGAUAUUGGUUCAGAGGUCACAACCAGAGUUUCUUCUUUCUCCACUGCCUGUUUAAU